AACAAUAUUCUUUGUAAUAAACCAAUUUUCUUCUAUAAAAUCUAUCAGAAUCUUAUUAAUAUUUCGAAUCAUUAUAAAUUUAUUAUUCAAUAUAUUUAUUGAUCAAGUAAAAGAUAAACUAUUGUUUCUAUAACAUUAAAACUGGACUGAUCGAUUUUCUAGUUUAUUACCAAUUUGCGUGGAAGCUACUUUAUUAUACCAACGAUGAAAUUUACAAAUAUUUAGAUUAUCAUUCUACUUUUAUCGAAAGAACCGAUUAAUGUGAUUUGUCAUGCUUGUUUAACGAUCUUUAUGUACAAAACUACACAUUUAUGUAGAUUAUUUCAUGAUCACAUAUCUGUUGUAACUUUCCUAUAAUACAGUUUUAUUCAUUGCGAUGAUAUUUAACAGGGAUUUUUUGCUAAAUUAAAAAAUAUACAGUAACCAUUAAUUUAUAAUAAUGAUGGAUCUACCUGUAGUACUUAUGUUAAUAGUAAUUUUAUUGAGAUCGGCUAAUUCUAAUUUAAUUAGGUCUAUUGGAGUGUAUGAGAGUAUUAUACAAGGUGUAUGUCAAUACUAUCAAUGCAAAUCUAUUAUUAUAUUUUAUUCAAAUCAGAAUUAUUCAUCAAUUCAAGGUAGUUAUAUAGAUGUCGACGUUUCAACAAAUUUAAGAAGUCUUUACAUAGAUUUAAAUAGACAUAUGAUCCAGGUUCUCAUCACAAAUAUUGACAAUUUUAUAAAACAAGAUCCUAAAACUUUAAGAAACUUGGAAAAUAAACUUAUGGUAUUUCUGGAUGAUUCAGAUAGCUUGAGGACUCAAUUCAAAAAUAAAUUAGUACCUUUAACAGAAAUAUCUGAUCCAGCCUGGUUAAUUUUCUUUAAAAGUGAUACUAAAAUUGAUGAAUACUUUGAAGACUUAUAUAUACCGUUUAAUUGUCGAUUCAUGGUAUCAAAAAAAAAUAUAUUCCAGCAUAAGAAUAAUGAAACUAUCUGGGAAAUAUAUAAAGUAGCAAAAAGUACACAAUUAAAGUACAGCAUUCUUGGACAUUGGAGUUAUCGAACUAAGAUUAAAUUAUCUAAUUUAGAUUUAUAUCAACGAAGACAUAAUUUGUAUGGCCAUUCAUUACGUGUUACAUUAGUUAAUUCUAUUCCUAAUUCAAUCAUCACGGUGGAUAAGAACAAUAAUAUUAAAUUUAAAGGUAUUUUUGGAUCUAUUAUGGAAUUACUAGAACAUUAUCUCAAUUUUUCCUCAACCUACCUUGUAGUAUCUAAUUAUGGUAUUAAAUUGAAUAAUGGUUCUUGGAUAGGAGGUAUGGCAACCUUGGUAAACAAUGAUUCUGAUAUAUUUCCAACUAAUUUACGAAUGACUUCAUCUAGAGCAGAAUCAAUACAUUUUACAACACCAGUUUAUCUAAGCAGCGAAUUUUUUUUCUUCAAAAAUGAACCAAUUGUACCAUGGAAAACGUUCUUCAAACCAUUGGAUUCAACUGUUUGGUUUAGUAUUGUAUGUUCAAUUAUUCUUAAUAGUGCUCUGCUAAUUUUUAUUGUGAUAGUUUAUCAGAGAAAAUGUCUCCAUAUACAAGAUUACCGACGUCCUGAAGAAAUUUUUAUGUAUAUCUUUGGAACAUACUGCAAUCAAGGAAUGCCAAUAUCUUCGAUUAAUUCCAUAAAAGUUAUCUCAUUUACUAUUCACGUAACAGCAAUGAUUAUAUGUACAGCUUAUUCAGGAAUUCUUGUCAGUUUCUUAACACUUAAUGUACCUUCUGCCAGUCCCCAAACAUUGAAAGAUCUUCUUUAUGAUAAAUCUUAUCGAAUUGGAUUAUUAAAAAACUCUGCAUUACAUGAUUUCUUUCGAGAAUCUAAAAAUCAUAUUGUCCAUUAUAUUUAUGACAAAAAAAUAUCAAAAGAGUCUUCUUUACCAAUGUCUUACAUGGAAGGAUUACAACGUGUAUGUAAUGAGAAGAAAUAUUCAUUUAUUGCUCCAAUUUCUGUUGCAUUGCAAUUCCAAAUGAAAAACUGUACUUUGAUUAAAUCCAAUCUUGUACGCCAAACAGCUGCAGCUAUUGGACUACCACGUAACAGUCCAUAUCGUGGAUUAAUCAAUCACUACAUAUACUUAUUAAAAAAUAAUGGUGUGAUCAACAAAAUUAUGUAUGAGUGGACCCGUCCUGCAUCUUCAACACUAAACGAAAAACCCACAUACGAAUCUGUGGAUUUUCUUCGAGUGAUCCCACUUGUUUACUUCUUUUUAGGGAGUUGCAUUUUAAGUAUUGUAUUACUUGGAUGUGAAAAACUUAUUCAUAAAAUAAUAUCGAAACAGAAAUAUCAGAGAGUGCAAUCUAUAAGAAAAAGUAAUCUUCAAACAAUUGUGAAGAUAUAUCCUAAAGAUAAAAUUUACAAUAAAAUAAGUUAAGCGAAUAAUUAAUGCAUAAAUAUAAAAUACUAAAAUGUUCAAUGUUGAGGUUGAAUGA
Chelonus insularis is the source of this 2450-nucleotide messenger RNA. RefSeq names its product probable glutamate receptor. The record is from RefSeq and is a predicted model, not a curated record. Lineage: Eukaryota; Metazoa; Arthropoda; Insecta; Hymenoptera; Braconidae. The transcript has 11 exons. Gene Ontology annotation, cellular component: membrane. Bases 440 to 2392 code for a protein of 650 amino acids. Gene Ontology annotation, molecular function: ligand-gated monoatomic ion channel activity.